ACACCGCCCACGCCGGGGGUGGCCCCGCGCCAACGCGGGGGACCGGCGAGCAGCGCCCGAGGCUCACAGACAGCGCUUUGCGAGCGGCCGCAGCGCAUCAGAGCGCCCGGCCGGGUCGAGCCGAGCCGGGAUGAGGGCUCCGCGGGCCGCCGGGGCCGACCGCCGCCGUACUCGGCACUGACGCCCCCUCUACCGCCUGCUCCCUUCUCCGGUGCUCGGCGGGGAGCCAGCGGCUCCCGGAGGCCGCGCAGCCCAUGGAUGGCUCCCCGCAGCCCCCGGAUGGCUCCCCGCAGCCCCCGGUGACGGUGGGAACUGGCAGCCCCGACGGCGGGGGGGCGGCGGGCGGCGGCGGCGAGGCUUUUGGGGACCGGUCCCUCAACCAGGGCCUGAGCGUGCUGGUGGGACUGGCGCUUUGCGUGACCAUGCUGGGGCUGGGCUGUGCCGUGGAGCUGAGCCAGCUGGGGCAGCAGCUGCGGCGGCCCGUGGGGCUGCUGCUGGCACUGCUGGGCCAGUUCGUGGCCAUGCCGCUGCUGGCCUUCCUCCUCGCCCUCAUCUUCGCCCUGGACGAGGUGGCGGCGGUGGCUGUGCUGCUGUGCGGCUGCUGCCCCGGGGGCAAUCUCUCCAACCUCAUGUCGGUGCUCGUCGACGGGGACAUGAACCUCAGCAUUAUCAUGACGGCCUCCUCCACGCUGCUGGCCCUCUUCCUGAUGCCCCUCUGCCUCUGGAUCUACAGCCGCCACUGGAUCAACACGGCCGUGGUACAGCUGCUGCCCCUGGGGGCAGUUAGUCUGACGCUGGGCAGCACCCUGCUGCCCAUCGGCCUCGGGGUGCUCAUCCGAUACCGGCACCCCCGCGCCGCCGACCUCCUGGUUAAGAUUUCCCUGUGGUCUCUCCUGGUGACUCUGGUGAUCCUGUUCAUCCUGACCGGGACCAUGCUGGGCCCAGAUCUGCUGGCACACAUCCCUGCAUCCGUCUAUGCCAUUGCGGUGCUGAUGCCUCUAGCGGGCUACGCCCUGGGGUACGGCUUGGCCACCGUCUUUAAAAUGCCCCCACACUGCAGGAGAACGGUGUCGUUGGAAACGGGCUGCCAAAACGUCCAGCUCUGCACCGCCAUCCUGAAGCUCACCUUCCCCCCGGAGCUCAUCGGGGGCAUGUACAUGUUCCCCUUGCUCUAUGCGCUCUUCCAGUCGGCAGAAGCGGGACUCUUCGUGCUGCUGUACAAGAUGUACGGCAGGGAGAGCCACAAGCAAGACGCGCUGGGCGAAGAGGAAGACACGGACAUCUCCUACAAGAAACUGAAGGAGGAGGAGGUGGCCGACACUUCCUACGGCACAGUGACUACGGGGGAGCACAACUCCAUUCAGAUGGAGCCGACGCAGACGGCGCUCUAGGGACGAGCGAUGUGUGUGGUGCUUGCAACCCGGCCGGGGCCGCACUCGCCGCCACGCAAAGUGGAGCUGCCCGGCCUCCAUCCUUCCUCCAGCUGCUCCCAUUGUCCAAGGUGAUGUGUGUUUAUUACUGUGACAGUUGUAUUCCCGGGAAAAUAAAUAUUGGGGAGGAAUCAAAACUGAAGGAAAAAAUAUCACUGUGAUGCAAUUCAGUAACUGUAAGUCUUCAGGCAAGGAGGUUCCUGCCCACCUGCGUGCAGCAGGAGUGGGCAGGAGGAAGGAGACAGCGGUUUUGCAGAGGCGAAGCCAACGGGGACAGACAGAUAACCCACCUUGUGCGUGUACCUCCAUCCCUCCCACCCGCUGUAAAAGCUUUGUGCUUGUCUCACCUCAAAUACACGGCGAAGCUGAACCAAA
This is a messenger RNA of Pogoniulus pusillus (Red-fronted tinkerbird), 1805 nucleotides long. RefSeq names its product solute carrier family 10 member 4 (gene SLC10A4). The transcript is spliced from 3 exons. Gene Ontology annotation, cellular component: membrane. Gene Ontology annotation, molecular function: bile acid:sodium symporter activity. Gene Ontology annotation, biological process: bile acid and bile salt transport. NCBI's taxonomy places the organism in Eukaryota, Metazoa, Chordata, Aves, Piciformes, Lybiidae. The coding region runs from base 255 to 1391 and encodes 378 amino acids. The record is from RefSeq and is a predicted model, not a curated record.